GCUUCAGGUUCUUCAGCUGUUUCUGCCUCAUUUUCUCUACCAUGUACAGGCUUGAGCUGAGUUAGUAACUGCUGGUUUCUGCUGGCCAACCUGUUUUGGUCUCUUUCUCCCUGGCCUGUGGGCUUGCCCUUAAGGAAGGGGUAGAGCAUCUCCUAGGUAGUCCUCCUUGGACAACACUGUUUUCGGAGACAGGAAGGGCAAAGGUAUAAUCACUGACAGAACUCCCUGUGGUGUGGGAGGCAGCAGGAGUGUAGGAGGAUCUGGCCUCUCAGGAUCACCCAGCUCCCCAGGGCUGAGCAGCUGUGUGGAUGUGUCAAGGGCUGGCAGUGCCCCAGUUCUUCCACUUCUCUCCCUGGGACAACAACUAUGCACAGACAAGGGAUGAGACUGUGACACCUCCCUCCUUUGGUCCUCAAAUCCCAAUUUACCAGCUAAUAGGGCAUUGUUUUCUGGCCUUGUCCUUUCCUUUCAUUCUCCUUGCUUUUAGGCAGGGAGGAAUCUUGUCCCCUUAACAAGAUGGAAGAGGGAUAGCAGACGAGCGUGGGCAGCCAAGGAAACCAGUACUUCUGGAGAACUACACAAAAGCUGGUGUCACACUCUUAGUUCAGUGCUUCGAGGUUAUGACGGGGUUUCACUGAAGUCAUUUGUCACGGAUGUGUAAAGACUGCUUGGGACAAAGGCUCUUGUAGGCAUAAAGAUACAUAUGAGAUUGGCUGGAGGAACACCGUGGUCUGGAGCUGUCCCCCUUCCGUCCCGGUUCUCCUGGGCGCGGGCCCCUCUCCCGGCCACAUGCGCUCCCCCCCCAGCCCCCAGGAGGCGCUGUGGACGAAGCCGCCGCUCGGCCGACGGCGUCCCGGGGGAGGAGCCGCUCCUGCGGCCGCGGCCGCCUCCGCAAUCACAAACCCGGAAGACACUCCCCGGCAGCUGGGAGUGAGCGGCCAGCCCGGCCCGGCCAUGCAGUCCCUGGAGGUAGGUCUAGUUCCCGCUCCAGCGAAGGAGCCGAGACUGACCCGCUGGCUGCGGAGAGGCAGUGGAAUCUUGGCGCACCUGGUGGCUCUGGGCUUCACGAUCUUUCUGACUGUGCUGUCCCGGCCAGGAACCAGUCUUUUCUCGUGGCACCCUGUAUUCAUGGCCUUGGCGUUCUGCCUUUGCAUGGCUGAGGCCAUCCUACUCUUCUCACCUGAGCACUCCCCAUUCUUCUUCUGCUCCCGCAAGGCCCGGAUCUGGCUCCAUUGGGUGGGGCAGACCAUGGCUAUCCUCUGUGCAGUCCUAGGCCUGGGCUUCAUCAUCUCCAGCAGGACCCGCAGUGAGCUGCCCCAUCUGUCAUCCUGGCACAGCUGGGCAGGGGCUCUGACCCUGCUGGCCACUGGCGGCCAGGCCUUGUGUGGAUUCUGCCUCCUCUGUCCCCGGGUGGCCAGGGUCUCGCGGGUGGCUCGUCUCAAGCUCUACCAUCUUACCUGCGGACUGGUGAUUUACCUGAUGGCCACUGUAACAGUGCUCCUGGGCAUGUGCUCAGUGUGGUUCCAGGCCCAGAUCAAAGGAGCAGCCUGGUAUUUGUGCCUGGCACUGCCCCUCUACCCAGCCCUGGUGAUCAUGCACCAGAUCUCCAGCUCCUACUUGCCAAGGAAGAAAAUGGAAGUGUGAGUUCCUCCAAACUCUGAAUCCAAGUGGGAUGCUUGCCUUGGACUUCCAUGGUUCCUUUGGUGACCUUCAAGGGACUACUUUCAGAAGUAGUAGGGUUUUUGUACUUCUUGGCUGGACCAAGGACUGCAGAAACCCAAACAGCUAUUACAGAGGUGAUGACUCUGGGCCAGAAUGGGGACAUGUAUGCAUACAAGUGGAAGGAAGUGGGGCACUUAAGUCUGUAAGCCUCCACUCUUGAUGGGAGACAGGAAUAUUGGGUGGUGGUGGAUGUGGAGGUCAUUUCUUGCUUGUGUGCCUGAUGAAGAGUUGAAUUCUUGUGAGUUAUGAAUGAUAGUUAUGGAUUUUCAGAUGACUUUUGAGAAAGUGGUGUGAUGUAAUGGAGAGAGUCCAUGGGUCUUAUUAUGGAUUAUGGUUGUCUUAGGUUCUGUUGUGCAACCUUAGGCAAGUUGCAUGUCUCAGGACCUCAGUUUCCUUCUCUGCAAAAUGAAUGAAUGAUUCUAAAUAAUCUGUAAGUUUCUCCAUCUCUAAAAUUCAGUGGCUGUCAGGUUGAUGUCACAGAGUAUCCUCCCAGCUCUGGACUAUGGGCUGGACUACUUGGCAGACUCAGGAUGUGAUUCUUAACAUUCAUUCUCCCCUUACUCCCUGGAGGGACAGUUCUGCCCUCGUGUCCUUUCAGGAAUCUGUGCUGAUUUGGCACAUGGACCAGGGCACAAGGCGUCAGGCCCUUGGAGAGAAGGAGCCCAGGUAAGGGUCUCCUGGACUCUAGAUAGUAAAGGCACUAAAGUCACUUUAAAGCUUUUAGAAAAACAGAAGGGCAUUGACUUAAUUAACCAAGACUCCAGCUCCUGGCUGCAACAAUGGGAAAGAAGAUGAGUCCAGCAAACAACUUCUUUCAGCACACCUCUCAGGAGCUCCAUCAGGAUCCUGGCUUGAGAGCUGCAGGAUGUGGGUGUGCCCCUUCUUCUGACCCAUUCUCAGGGACAAAACAGUCUUGGCCAUCUCAUGUUUUACCCUUCUUAAGGUUCAGUUUCUUGCCUUAGCACACAGCUUUGUGGAGCUGUUCUGAGGGGUGGAUGGUCACUUUUAGAACACAAUAAGGGUCAAAGAAGUGGGGCAGGGUUCCUCUGAUCCAGGAGAAACAAGUACCCUUGGCUCCCCUUCUCUCCUUAUCAUUUAAGCUUACUGCAGUUGUCGGCUCUUUGCCAGCUUUUUGGCCCAAGAAGGGGGCUGAGUUUGGUGCCAGCUGGCAGAUGAAGGCUGGACUUCUUCCCUGCAUAGACCCUUUCUUGUUCCAGGCUGAAACAAGUUCCCCAGACUGCCCUGGGUGACAAGGCCUGAAUGCCAGACUGGUUAACUGUGGUCUGACUCCGUUGGGGAGAUGGGGCCACUAUAGAUCAUGGCAAGGACUGAAGACAGCUGAGCCAGGAAAGCUGUUGUUGAGGCAGAUAGAGACAGCUCAGUGGAAAUUCUGGGAGGCAUGGGGUAUAGAGGCUGGAGCUCUGGUUCCUGAGAGCCAGUAUUUUGGAUGUCCAAGGUCUUCCAAAUAUUCAGAACCUCUUCUCUGGGUGCCUCAGAGCAGGGAGGUUGGUGUGACCCAAAACUAUGGGUAUAGGGGCUGCGAGUGCAAAAAUGUCCUCUAAAUGGACCUCACUAGGCUCCUCCUGGGUCGGAUGGCAUCUCCCAAGAGCUCGUCAGGCUCAGCAUCUAAAGGCUGCCCUCUGUGCAGGGGAUGAUUGUUCCUAUUUCCUUCAUUGCCUUCUCUCCCCCUCUGAAACUGUCCCAUGGGGUUUGAACUGGAAAGAAAUGGUUACUGGAGCUGCAUGGAGGAGAUUCUCACCUAGAUCCCACCUGAUCCCUGGAGUGCCAGGGAUGUCAUUUCUCCUCCCAUUGUGCUUCCACCAGCCCCAGUUUAGAGGUCUCAUCCUGUCUACAGGACAGUGAGAGGGCUGGGUGAGGUUCACCAGCUUGCUUUGAGCGCCAAGGAGACAAUGCCAUAAAGCCUGAGCCUGCCUGAGGUGUUGCCUCCUCCCAGGUGGUGCGGGGGCUGGCGGGCGGGUGGGCAUGCUGACAGCCGGCAGUUUGCGUGGGCUGUGCCAGCUGAUGUCUAUUCCCAGCCCUGGGAGGAAGGGGGAAGUCAUUUAUAUUCUGCAGGAGGAAGGAGCCCCAGCUGUCACCUCUCUGACCGGUGGGCCUGGAGGGCAGGGGCACAGGGCAAAGAGGAAGGCACAGGUGGGCAUCUCCUGCUUAGCAGUGGCUGGCUGCAGUGUCGGGAGUAGGUCAUCAGGGGGAGCCCUUUCUGGCAGACUAGAUUGGGAGGGACUUCCCUCCCCUCUUUCCAUCUGUCCUGUCACCACCUGCCCUCACAUCCUGGGGCAGCAGCUGGACAGGCAUUAGACCUCAGUUCCAGGGCAGUCUUUCUCCAGCUGGGAUCACGGUGGCUGCAGGCUGCAUAUGCCUCCUGCUUGUGUUUCUUUGCAUCCACCCCCGUUUUCCACACUCUCCUGUCUCCAUUUGAGAUACUAGCUGGACUCCUCAGCAACGAGUCAGAGGCCUUGGGGGAAAGCAAAUGCCUGCCCUUUUGCCCUUGUCCCUAUGGCUAGGGAAAGCUGCUAGUAGUCAUCCUGUUUUGCCUUUUUUAAAAAAGCCAGGGUGCUCAGAUUAAAAUCUGCGAGUCAUUUGCACAGAUUUGCAUAUCAAGCUCACUAAAUCCUGAUUCCAAGUGUGAUGAUUUCAAACUCAGUCUUGAGGACACUAGAAAUAUAGUGGGUUUUUUAUCCAAAUGCAGAAUGAUAAUGGGAUUACCAUUCUGGGUUUGGAUGUCCCUUGGAAGAAAGCCCCCAUCUUUCCCAUAACCACCCCCUCCCUAAGUCCUGUCAUGCCUUGGGGUGGUGUUGAAUGGCAGAAGCUCUUGUCUGGGGAAAGUGUUCCAGCCUCACCUUUUGGGCCCAUCAGCUGCACGGAAGGUGGGCUGCUGUCUCUCGCCAGCCUGUGCCUCCUGUCUCCCCUCCCUCUCACAGGGCAGUCCACCCCUCCCCACUCCCUGACACUGGCCUGUCCCUUCUUUCUCAUUGUCCCCACCCUUCCACCCCGGUGCAUGGCUUCUGUGGGUCUUGCUUUUGAAGCCUCACUGUGGGAGAGCCAGGCAUCCUCCCUGAGCCAGCUGGCUGCUGUGCUCAGGCCUGUUCAGAGUUAAUAAUAAUCAUUAGCUGAAUGGUGCUGGGGCCUUUCAGCUCCAGAUCUCUAAGCACUUGCAGGCUGAGUCAGCCAGCCCUCACCCCCCCUACCCCCCUUUCCCUGGGCUGCAGAGUGUAACAGAGUGGGGAGGAAAGGGAGUCGGGAAUCUUGUGUCCCAGCUACGGCUGGAGGCUUCUCUUCUCUGACAGUGGGCACUGGGAGUUGAGUAGACUAAGGAGGCCUUUGCACCUGACAAAGGUCAAGAUGAAGGGAACACAGUGUUGCAUGGCUGAGACUGGCAGUGGCCACUGUUGACCCUGGCCUUCUAGUACUCCUGCUCUUCCUUCAGUGUACCUGUCUUGGCCUCCAGAGGACAGCCCUGGUCCUGACACCCCAACCUCAGCAUUUUGGUGCCCUCCUGCAAGCUUAGGGAGCAGGGAAGCUUCUGGUUGUGUGCCCCUGAUGCCCCUUUGUCUGGCUGGCAUAGACAGCCUGUGGAUCAUGGACUGAAAAGUGUACUGGUCUGGGAGUUAGAAGAUCUAACUCCCAUGUGGCCAUGGGCAAAUCAUGUACUGCUUCACCUACCUCACAGGGAUGUUGUGAGGGUUAGAUGAGAGAAUGAAUGUUAACAGGCAUUGAAAAGUACCAAGCAUUAAAUGAAUGUAAA
Molecule: messenger RNA, 5485 nt
Organism: Choloepus didactylus (southern two-toed sloth)
Lineage: Eukaryota; Metazoa; Chordata; Mammalia; Pilosa; Megalonychidae
Product: cytochrome b561 domain-containing protein 1
Exons: 3
Coding region: 790-1644 (284 amino acids)
Molecular function (GO): transmembrane monodehydroascorbate reductase activity
Source: RefSeq, a predicted model, not a curated record